AUGGGAGUCAAGAAAGUCACCCUUUCAACUAGUAUUUCAGUAACUCUAAGCAUGGUCAAACUAACCGGUUCAUUGCCAGAAGAUUUAAGCAUUGUUCCUUUCUCUGAUGGCUAUGACAGUGGCUUUGCCUGGGGUUAUGAUGAUAUUGGAGAUUUUAUCUCUUCUCUGAUUUCUAAUGGUUCUCAUGCCAUUAAGGAACUUAUCAUGGCCAAAGCCAAUGAGUGUCAUCCGAUCACUCAUGUGGUCUACACUCCAUUCAUGUCUUGGGUACUUAAAAUUUGUUAUGAAUAUGGAAUUUCAGCCACAUUUUUCUGGAUUCAACCUGUUGCUAUUUUGGAUAUAUACUUCUAUUAUUUCAAUGGAUACAGGGAGAAAAUUGAAAACCUUAUGAGAGGCGAUAUCAUUGAAUUAACAUGGCUGCCAUUGCUCAGUGAUUGUGAUUUACCCUCCUUCUUGCUGGAUCCCUCCCUUGAAGUAAAUAGGAUUGUUGCAAGAGAGCUGAAGGGCCAUCUAGAGCUGCUUGAAAAGGAAGAAAAUGCUACAAUUCUUGUUAACAGUUUUGAUGGUCUAGAGUACGAGGCUUUAAGGGCUAUGAAGAAGUUUAAAAUGAUGGCUAUAGGCCUUUAG
Messenger RNA from Coffea arabica (coffee), 627 nucleotides. Lineage: Eukaryota; Viridiplantae; Streptophyta; Magnoliopsida; Gentianales; Rubiaceae. The record is from RefSeq and is a predicted model, not a curated record.